Molecule: messenger RNA, 1758 nt
Organism: Knipowitschia caucasica
Lineage: Eukaryota; Metazoa; Chordata; Actinopteri; Gobiiformes; Gobiidae
Source: the annotation of a GenBank genome assembly
AUGUGGAGUCGCCUCGCCGCUGCUGUGCUCCGCUCUCACCGGCCGCUCCUCUUCGCUACAGCGGGGACUCGGAGCUCCGCGGGGCCGCAGAAGGGCGCCAUGCAGACAGCCGUGGUGCGGUGUGUCCCCGGGGAGCCCAAACUCACCGUGUCCUUCUGCCUGGACGGGAGCCACAAACACAUGCUCCGCGAUCAGGACGAGCCCGUGGGGAAAGUGCUAGCACGCAUCGGAAACAACCUCCUCAAGAACCAGGGCAAAGGUAAGAAGAAGAAGAAGAAGUGUGAUGAGCCCAGUGACGGCGCACAGUCCUCGGCCACAGAGGUGCGGCUGCUGCUGGACGAGACUCCGGUGGAGGAGUCCGUGUUGAACCGCGAGGCCUGGAGGGAUGGAGCCGUGCUGUGCGUGGGGGGCGUCCGGUACGCGGUGCUGAGGAACGCUCCCACCUUCACCUCCGCAGAGCUGCCCCGGUCGCUCAUGGCCGGCUUCCCCGUCUGCCCCAAACUACAGCUGGAGUUUGGGAACAUGGACGACUGCGAGUUCACCUGGCUCAAGGAAACCAGUGCAGGUUCAGGAGAGACGUGGCAGGAGGUGGGUUCUGGUCGGGUUUUCGUCCCCUCGAAUGAAGACAUCGGGAGCAGACUCCAACUGCGCUGUUCCCCCAAAGACAGAGAGAAAAGUGGUUUGGUCAAAGAGCUGCAGUCAGAGGGCGCUAUCGAGGCCGGACCAGGGACCUGCACCUUUGACACCCGACAUCUGUUCACGGGGACACAGACGCAGUGGCCGGAGCUCAGAGUCGUGUCCUAUAACAUUUUAGCCGAUGUUUACGCUCAGACUGAACUCUCUAAAACCGUCCUGUACCCGUACUGCGCCCCCUACGCCCUGGAGUUGGACUACAGGAUCAACCUGAUCAGGAAGGAGCUGGCCGGGUACAACGCCGACCUCAUCUGCCUCCAGGAGGUUGACAAGGGAGUUUUUGAGGACUGUCUGAUCCCUGCGAUGGAUGCCUUCGGAUUUGAGGGAGUUUUCAGAAUCAAGGAGAAACAGCACGAAGGACUGGCCACGUUCUAUCGCAGGUCUCGGUUCCGCUUACUGAGUUCUCACGAUGUGGUUCUGAGCGAGGCUUUGUGCUCAGACCCGCUGCACUCAGACUUGCUCCACAAUCUGAGUUCCAGGCCGGACCUAAAGGAGAAAAUCCUAAAGAGGUCCACGGCUCUGCAAGUGUCCGUCCUCCAGGACCUGGUUCAGCCCGAGCGCUCCCUCUGCGUGGCCAACACCCACUUAUACUGGCACCCGACAGGUGGGAACACGCGCCUGGUGCAGAUGGGCGUGGCUCUUACACACCUGGGUCAUGUGAUCGGCUCGGUCUCACCUGGAGCCGCUCUGGUCUUCUGCGGAGACUUCAACUCCACUCCACACUCAGGUGUGUUUGAGCUGUUGACGCACUCCUCCAUCGCCCAGUCCCACCCAGACUGGCUCAGCUCUGGUCCGGACCAUCACUGCCCCAUGGACCUGGCCUCUCCGUUUCCCCCUUUGCUCAGCGCCUGUGGAACCCCUCCAUACACAAACUAUGUGGGAGGAUUCAAAGGCUGCUUGGACUACGUCUACAUCCAGCCGGACCACAUGGAGGUGGCGCAGGUGAUCCCGCUACCGUCUCAUGAGGAGGUGACCACAUAUGAAGCUCUGCCCAGUGUCUCUCACCCGUCUGACCACAUCGCUUUAGUCUGUGACCUGCUCUGGAGCCCGCAGAAUAAACUAUAA